AUGACAACAUUCAAAAAAUAUUUUAAAUAUCGUUAUGGAAUGGUUAUGUGUGGAAUUCGUAAUGUUCAAUUCUUGGGUAUUUUAGAUGAUUGGAAAAUUCUAAGAGAAAAAACUGAACAACUUAAAUCAUUUACUCUUUCUGGUGAUGAAGAUUUAUUUUCAUCUUAUAUCAAUGGUAUAUUACCAAUUCUUGAUCAAUUUAUCGAAACAUAUAAAGGCAAUGUUGAUAAUCAAUUCUGGGAUUCAAUUUUUAAUUUAGAACAUAAAUAUGCUAUGUCAGGGUAAGUACAAUAUCAAUUUAUUUUAUACAUUUCUACAGAUAUUACAAAUAUUAAUAUUCAUUUCAAAUUAAAAGAAGGAUGAGUAUUUGUGAAAUAAUUUUCGAUAGGAAUUCGAUAUAGAUCUGUGGUUUUCACCGUUAAAAAGAGAAAAUGAAACUGCAUCGAAUCUUGAAUAUCAGACUUUUAUGAAAAGUUUUCUCAAAGGCACUCGCCUAGUUUUUUAAAAAAAUCGAGGCUUAUUAAUGGAUUUUUGUCAAAAAAUUAGAAAAAAUGUCAAUUUUUUGUUAAAAAUCUGCGAAAACAUUAAUAACUCUUGAUUGGCUAAGCCUUUUAAUGAUUCUGUUGCACUGUUGAAU
Molecule: messenger RNA, 637 nt
Organism: Rotaria sp. Silwood2
Lineage: Eukaryota; Metazoa; Rotifera; Eurotatoria; Philodinida; Philodinidae
Source: the annotation of a GenBank genome assembly